UGGUUCCUUUUCGUCUGUGGCCCUGUCUUUGCGCAGGAAGUGAGGCAACAUAAAAAACGAUACACAAAAAGAGCAAACGCAAACAUUUUUUUUUGAAAAAUCUUGUGAAAUUUGAAAGAGCAAAGAGGGAGUAAUCGUUUGUUAACUUGUUGUUGAUCUCUUGUUUCCUUGAAUGGUUCAAUGCUGAGAGAAAAAUGUCGGAAGAGCGCUGCCAUUCUCCGCUCCACUGCCGGACAAGAUCCGCAUCAGCCGUCACUGCCUUCCUUGUCGGCUAUCUGCUGUUUGCCAACGUCCGGCUUUCUGGUGGAUUGCCUCCAGUCAUCAAAAUCGGAGCCAUUAUGACCGAAGAGCAGCGUGGCAGCCCAACAGAGCAGCUUUUCAAAUACGCCGUGGAGAGAAUAAAUCGUGAUCCGGAGCUUUUACCGAACACGACUCUGAUCUACGACAUCCACUAUGUCGACCGCGAAGACAGUUGGCAUACAUCGAAGAAAGCGUGUUUACAAGUCCAACAAGGAGCGCAUGCUAUUUUUGGUCCGUCUGAUCCUCAUCUCGGGGCUCACGUCCAGUCGAUAUGCGAUGCCUUGGAGAUUCCUCAUCUCGAGGCCCGUUUAGAUAUGGACAGCGAGUAUAAACCAUAUUCGAUUAACGUGUACCCGCCGAUUGACACCAUCAACAAGGCGUUCAUGGAUGUCAUGUUCUUUCUCAAUUGGACCAAAGUCGCUAUCAUUUAUGAAGAAGAUCAAGGAUUGGUGAUGCUUCAAGAUAUGAUACGCGCACCAACUGCCAAGCCGAUGGAAAUACUUCUAAGGCAGGCGUCGCCCGACACCUACAAGGACGUGCUCAAGGAGGUGAAAGCCAAAGAGUUCUACAAUCUAGUCAUCGACACCAAACCGGAGAACAUGAACUUCUUCCUCAAAGGGGUCCUUCAGCUACAGAUGAAUGACUACAAGUAUCAUUACUUGUUCACCACAUUCGAUGUGGAGACUUUCGAUUUAGAGGCCUUUAAAUAUAAUUUCGUGAAUAUUACGGCGUUUCGAGCCGUCGACAGCGAAUAUUUCCGCGUCAUGCAGACGCUCAAAGAGAUGGAGAAAGUACAGAUGCCUGGCUACAACCAUUCGGUCAUUAACCGGACUCGCAUCCUCCAGAUCGAGCCGGCCUUAUUUUACGAUUCAGUGCACGUAUUCGCUCACGGCCUGCAGGCGUUGGACCGCAGUUCUACACUCCGGUUAGCAAACAUGACGUGUGAAGAUGAAGUUCCUUGGAGUGACGGAUCCUCUCUCUUUAAUUACAUCAACGCAGUUGAAUAUAGAGGAUUAACCGGUCCAGUUCAGUUUCGUGAGGGUCGUCGUACCAACUUUAAGUUUGAUCUACUCAAACUAAAAUCGCACGCUCUCCUCAAAGUUGGCGAAUGGACACCGCGAACUGGUGUGAAUCUUACUGACCCAGUCGCUUUCUUCGACGCGGGUACGAUGAAUGUCACGCUCGUGGUCACCACCAACUUGGAACGUCCGUACGUCAUGUUAAACCAUGGUAAGAACUACACGGGAAACAACCGGUUCUAUGGCUUCUCCAUGGACUUGCUGGACGAGAUUGCGCGCAUCUCCAAGUUCAGCUACAUCGUCGACAUCAAUCCAGACGGGGCCUACGGCGUCAAGCAUCCAGUCACCGGCGAGUGGAAUGGCGUCGUUAAACAACUCAUGUCACAUGAAGUGCCGUACGUAUUGCUUGCAGAUGGCUACAAUUUGACUGACAAUGAUCGCUAUGAAGGCUUCUGCGUUGAACUGAUCAAGGAAAUCUCUCGCUUGGUCGGAUUCAACUACACUAUACGGCUAGCACCUGAAGCAAAGUAUGGCAUCUCUGAUCCGAGGACUGGAGAAUGGAACGGUAUUGUGCGCGAACUGAUGGAUCGGAAAGCAGACUUGGCCAUUGGCAGCAUGACGAUCAAUUACGCUCGAGAGAGUGUUAUUGAUUUUACGAAACCAUUCAUGAAUCUCGGCAUCAGCAUCAUGUUCAAGGUUCCAUCAAAACCGCCUGCUCGUAUUUUCUCGUUCAUGAAGCCGCUGACGUUGGAAAUUUGGCUUUACGUUUUACUUGCCUACGCACUGGUUUCGGUUACAAUGUUCCUGGUCAGUCGAUUUUCACCCUACGAAUGGCAUAAUCCAUAUCCAUGUGUUGCCGAUCCGACCGUCAUCCGCAAUCAAUUUAGCCUGGGCAACAGCUUCUGGUUUACUGUGGGCACAUUGAUGCAGCAAGGCUCCGACCUCAAUCCUAAAGCCGCAUCUACUCGAAUUGUGGGCAGCAUUUGGUGGUUUUUCACGCUGAUUAUCAUUUCGUCAUACACGGCGAAUUUGGCCGCCUUUCUCACUGUCGAACGUAUGGCUUCGCCGAUUGAAUCGGCGCAGGAUUUAGCCGAACAGAGAGAGAUAUCUUACGGUAUCCUGGAAAGCGGGUCCACCAUGACAUUUUUUCGAGACUCGAAAAUUGAAACGUAUCAGAAGAUGUGGCGAUUUAUGGAGAACAAGAAACCGUCCGUGUUUGUCUCGACUUACGAAGAAGGUAUUCGUAGAGUCCUCGAAGGCAACUUCGCAUUCCUGAUGGAGUCGACGACACUCGAUUACUUUGUACAUCGAAAUUGUAACCUUACUCAGAUAGGAGGCCUGCUCGAUUCGAAAUACUACGGCAUUGCAACGCCCAUUGGAUCUCCAUGGAGAGAUAGGAUUUCCUUGGCGAUUCUGGAACUUCAGGAGAAAGGUGUGAUCUACCAACUGUACAAUAAAUGGUGGAAGAAUAAAGAAGAAGUCUGCAAUAAAUUCGGUCAAGGCAAGGAGACCAAGACCACUCUGGGCGUCGACAGCAUCGGUGGUGUGUUUGUUGUCCUUUUAUGCGGACUAGCCGUAGCCGUCCUUAUCGCCAUCAUCGAAUUUUGUUGGAAUUCCAAGAAAAGUGCGGCCUAUGAGAACCAAUCAUUGUGCACGGAGAUGGCAGAAGAAUUUUGUUUUGCCGUCCGCUGCCGUGGCUCUGGCCAGCGUCCAGCAUUUAAGCGGAAAUGCUCACAGUGCGUUACACACUGUUCGUACUUGAGAGAAAUGGACUUGGCAUCGCACCACGUACCCGUGCCCUCAAACGGACUUUUAGUCGAAAAUUUCAGAGAAGAUUUCAAUUCCAGCUAUCAAAACGAAGGACCUAAUAAUACGGUUGUGUGAGCAAAAUUCUCAAUAUUGAAUCCCUAAAAAUGAUCACAUGAUUUGAAUAAACUGUUUUCCCUUA
This is a messenger RNA of Daphnia carinata, 3267 nucleotides long. RefSeq names its product glutamate receptor ionotropic, kainate 2-like. The record is from RefSeq and is a predicted model, not a curated record. Gene Ontology annotation, cellular component: postsynaptic membrane; plasma membrane. The transcript is spliced from 20 exons. NCBI's taxonomy places the organism in Eukaryota, Metazoa, Arthropoda, Branchiopoda, Diplostraca, Daphniidae. Gene Ontology annotation, molecular function: glutamate-gated receptor activity. Gene Ontology annotation, biological process: monoatomic ion transport. The coding region runs from base 195 to 3203 and encodes 1002 amino acids.